This is a messenger RNA of Carassius auratus (goldfish), 5192 nucleotides long. RefSeq names its product receptor-type tyrosine-protein phosphatase S-like. The transcript has 19 exons. Gene Ontology annotation, molecular function: protein tyrosine phosphatase activity; protein binding. Gene Ontology annotation, biological process: protein dephosphorylation. Lineage: Eukaryota; Metazoa; Chordata; Actinopteri; Cypriniformes; Cyprinidae. The coding region runs from base 175 to 2889 and encodes 904 amino acids. The record is from RefSeq and is a predicted model, not a curated record.
CCUUCAUUAGCAGCUAGCGAAUCUGGGCCAGCUCUCACCGGAUCUUCUGCAUAUGUGUCCCUGCUCACCUUCUACAUCCCCCACAAUCCCCUGCACAGGCCUCGGCGCACGCGGCGGACGUCUGCCUCCUCACAGUCCUGUGUGUGUGUUCCUGUUCCUUCAUCAUUGAGUCUCAUGUGUGUUACGUGUGUGUUUUGGACAGACGUGCCGAGGAAUUUCUCUGUGAAUCUGGCGACGAAGACGAGUGUGUUGCUGACGUGGGAGUUUCCGGAGAGCAGCGCCCCCUAUCGCUUCACUGUGGAGUACAACCGGCAGAAGAUGGAGGUGGACGCACGUCUCAGGAAGGCUGUGAUCCCAAACCUGCAGCCGGACACCAGCUACGACUUCAAGAUCACCAGCCCCGAGGGGAACAUGGGCGGACUCAGACACCGCAUUCAUGCCAAGACAUCUCCUCCCAUCCUCAUCCGCCGGCCCGAGGUGGACCACACACGAGAGACCGAAGCCACGGUCACCAUCAUACUGCCCUCGCUGGACCCCCGGAGCAGCGUCAGGAACAUCUACGUGGUGGUGGUUCCUCUGAAGAGAGCACGAGGCGUGAUCCGGCAUCUGAAGAGCCCAGACGAGAUGGACCUGGAGGAGCUGCUGAAGGACAUCAGUCAGAAGCAGCGAGACCCGCGUCAGCGUCAGGUGGAUCUGAGGAGGGCGUACAUCACCGCCCGCUUCACACCCGCCACCCUGCCAGCCUUCUUCACUCUCGGAGACCAGCUCGACUACGGAGGCUUCGAGAACCGAGCGCUAGAAGCGGGUCAGGAGUAUGUGUUCUUCAUCCUGGCAGAGCUCAACUCCACCACCGGGAAGAUGUUUGUGGCCAGUCCUUACACUGACCCAGUGAUCGCGCCGGACUCGGACCCUCAGCCUCUGGACGCGGGGGACGGUCUGAUCUGGGUGGUGGGACCCGUGCUGGCCGUGAUCUUCAUCAUCUGCAUCGUCAUCGCCAUCCUGCUCUACAAGAAUAAACCUGACAGCAAACGCAAGGAUUCUGAGCCAGGAACUAAAUGUUUGCUGAAUAAUGCUGAGAUGAUGGCACACCAUCCCACCGACCCUGUGGAGAUGAGACGCAUCAACUUCCAGACACCAGGUAUGAUGAGUCACCCGCCCAUCCCCAUCUGUGAGCUGCCCGAGCACACGGAGCGCCUGAAGGCCAACGACAACCUGCAUCUGUCUCAGGAGUACGAGUCGAUUGAUCCCGGCCAGCAGUUCACAUGGGAACACUCAAACUUGGAGGUGAACAAGCCGAAGAACCGCUACGCUAACGUGAUUGCGUACGACCACACGCGUGUGAUCCUGGCUCCGACAGACGGCAUUAUGGGUAGUGACUACAUCAACGCCAACUACAUCGACGGUUACAGGAAGCAGAACGCGUAUAUCGCCACCCAGGGGCCACUGCCGGAGACCUUCGGGGAUUUCUGGAGGAUGGUGUGGGAGCAGAGAGCAGCUUCGGUGGUCAUGAUGACCAAACUAGAGGAGAAAUCACGGAUCAAGUGUGAUCAGUACUGGCCCAGUCGGGGAACAGACUCGUUCGGGGCAGUUCAGGUCACUCUGCUGGACACCAUGGAGCUGGCCACAUUCUGUGUGAGAACCUUCUCUCUGCACAAGAGCGGCUGUAACGAGAGGAGAGAGGUGCGGCAGUUCCAGUUCACCGCUUGGCCCGACCACGGCGUUCCCGAAUAUCCCACUCCAUUCCUGGCCUUCCUCCGCAGGGUCAAAGCCUGUAACCCGCCGGACGCCGGCCCCGUCAUCGUCCACUGCAGUGCUGGAGUGGGCCGCACCGGCUGCUUCAUCGUGAUCGACGCCAUGCUGGAGCGCAUCCGUCACGAGCGGACGGUGGACGUGUACGGGCUCGUGACCCUGAUGCGCUCGCAGAGGAACUACAUGGUGCAGACGGAGGAUCAGUACGGCUUCAUCCACGAGGCGCUGCUGGAGGCCGUGGCCUGCGGGAACACGGAGGUGGCGGCGCGCAGCCUGUUCUCAUACAUACAGAACCUGUCGCAGGUGGAGGCCGGAGAACACGUGACCGGCGUAGAGCUGGAGUUCAAGCGUCUGGCCAACAGUAAAGCACACACCUCCAGGUUCGUCAGCGCUAAUCUGCCCUGCAACAAGUUCAAGAACCGGCUGGUGAACAUCAUGCCGUACGAAACCACCCGCGUGUGUCUGCAGCCAAUCAGAGGCCUGGAAGGGUCGGACUACAUCAACGCCAGCUUCAUCGACGGAUACAGGCAGCAGAGGGCGUAUAUUGCGACGCAGGGGCCGCUAGCGGAGACCACGGAGGACUUCUGGCGCAUGCUGUGGGAACACAACUCCACCAUCGUGGUGAUGCUGACCAAACUGCGUGAGAUGGGACGGGAGAAGUGUCAUCAGUACUGGCCAGCCGAGCGCUCCGCACGCUAUCAGUACUUCGUAGUGGAUCCCAUGGCAGAAUACAACAUGCCACAGUACAUCCUGAGGGAGUUCAAAGUCACCGACGCCAGGGACGGACAGUCCAGAACCGUCAGACAGUUCCAGUUCACCGAUUGGCCAGAACAAGGAGUUCCAAAGUCAGGGGAGGGUUUCAUUGAUUUCAUUGGACAGGUGCAUAAAACCAAGGAGCAGUUCGGUCAGGACGGACCAAUCGCAGUCCACUGCAGUGCGGGUGUUGGGCGUACGGGUGUGUUCAUCACCCUCAGUAUUGUCCUAGAGCGGAUGCGUUACGAGGGCGCUGUGGACAUCUUCCAGACGGUCAAAAUGCUGCGCACUCAGCGGCCAGCGAUGGUGCAAACUGAGGACGAGUAUCAGUUCUGCUAUCAAGCCGCUCUGGAGUACCUGGGAAGUUUUGAUCACUAUGCAACAUAAGAAGAACACCAACCUGUCCACCACCUUCCCCAUGUCUCAACAACCCCACAAACACCCGCAGAGGAACCACGACACGUCAAACACACGGACAGCGACGCAGAGCAGACGUUCUCUCAAUGCAAACUAUUACCUCAGUGUUCAGAUAUUGAUAUUAAUGUUGUGGUCAGCUUUUUAGAAAUAUUAAACUCUGGACGAAGAUCUUCUUCACAACGAAAAGAAAACAUUACAUGUACAAAAUCUAUUUAAAGCAAAACAACAACAAAAAAGAAACUAUGAAAUCAAAAGCCUGAAUAAUUGCUGCACCCUUCAGUGGGAGUUUCUUCGAACUGUCUUUGCCAAUGUCAGGCGUGAAUGAGCGAGAGCCCGUCUGUGCCUGCCAGAGUCAUCGUUGCCAUCCCGAGCGAACGCCGCAGAACGGAAGCAGAUCUCUUACCUUCUGUGCCUAACGGAGCGACCGCAGAACUGCACCAACGCCGGACAUCAGCACACGUGAUCUCAUCUCUGUCCUGAUCCUCGGGAGCUGUGCACGAGACGGACUGAACUCUGUGAAUACUGUAUUCGGUGUGUCUCUAAAUGACUAUAUGCUGCUUAAACCGUGUUUGGAGGCCGAGGGAGUUUUCGAGGCUUGAAUCUUGUAUCUGUAUCAUGUUCUUUUGCUUCUUUCUGCUGUGGCAUAAUGUACUCCGCUGUGUCUUUAUGGUGGGACGACGGAAGAGCCUCGGUUCUUGGGUUUAUAGAUUAAUGCACGUUCUAGAGGAAUUGCAAGAUUCAUUCCCCAGUAUUUCUAGCCAUGCCUCAAACACUAGAAACAUCUUCUGAGAUGGUUGCAUUCUCCCUCGAUCAGAUCUCACCCGGCCGAGCCGAACCCGCCGAAACUCUUCCCGUCAUGUUUAGUUUAGCGCAGCCGUGAUGUUUAGGAGUAGCGCAGGAAGCGACCGGUUCUGAGAUCUCCACCUGAGACGUGAAGUGAGCCUUAUCGUUGUUGUCCAAAUAUUUAACCGACCUGAUUUUUUUAUUUAGUUUAUUUAUAUUAUGCUUGAAUUUUUAAGGAUCUAUUUAUUUAUAUGAUUUUUAUGGAAAUCUAAUUAGUGAGCUGUGGUGUAGUUGGCCAGCUAAUGUGACUGUACACGGCUCAGAUGUACAGUGUUGUGCUUCGUAACCCUCUCAGAUAUUUUGAUAUUUCCUGUGCACUGAUUGUUCUAGAGGAAGCUGACGGCCCGCGGCCCUCCGGAGCCCAAACCUCACAGAAACGGUUGUGAAGUAUCGCUCCAUCGCAAACAAAACACACGUGUUCUUAGACAAUACACACAUUUCUCGAGUUAAAGCACACGCAGAUUUCAAGAGCCCAGAGAGACGACAUCAGCCUCAGAUCAGCGUCACAGAUCUGUGGUGUACAGUACUGUACCAUACAGUGAUUCACCGUGGUAAACCCAACAAAAACCACCACAGUAAUACCAUAUUAUCAUGACUGAAAUGUGAUGGAGGGCUGAAAUAUUUGUGGCCAUGGAACACAAAACCAGUCAUAAGGGUAAUUAUUGUUCACCUGAAAGCUAAAUAAAUCAUCUCUCCAUUGACGUCUGGUAUUGUUGUCUAUUGCUACAAAUAUAUCUGUGCUACUGAUGACUGCUGCAGGGACACAUUUUUAAGAUUUAAGAGAUUUAAGCUGCAGUCACGGUUAGUGUUAUUCUGUGAAUGUUCACAGGUGAGAUUCAGUCAUUUUAACUGGAAUCCAAUGAUUCUCUUGAGGGCAAAAGAUUCCUACAGGCGGAUUUUAUUUUGAUUGCAUGGAUUCACCAAAAUUAAGCUGCUAGGUUUGUGAGUUUUGCUUUUCUACAUCGCACUAUUGUCCAAAAAUGAUGAAAGUUAAUUUCCGCCAUGUAAUAUAAAAAUAGGCUUAGGGUUGGGUUUAUAUUUUGUUCUCACUAUUCUGCCCUUCUUUCUUCAGCCAAACCUCAGCUGAUUAACUGUGGCAUCACUGUAUCGUAGUACGAGCACAUCCUAGUCAAGGAGACGCUGAUCUGCAGGUGUUCUCUCUUCAUGAAUGAAAGCACAUUGAGACAUGAUUCUGUUUCUCAUCAAUCAGUUAUUCUCAAUAUGAAAUGUUCCUUUGGAGAUGAAAGCACACAAACGAACCAAAAGCAACAGCUGAUGAGACGCCAGUGUGACGAGUGAACGCGGGCCGCGUGCUGCAUACAGUACAGUAGUGUUUCACUUUCUCUGCUUGUUGAUUUCAGAUCAUGUAUGUAGAUAUGUUGACUUUGUAUUAAAAUUGAACGACUGAAUAUACUGACGUGAAGACCGUG